Diachasmimorpha longicaudata is the source of this 4862-nucleotide messenger RNA. RefSeq lists its product as uncharacterized. The record is from RefSeq and is a predicted model, not a curated record. NCBI's taxonomy places the organism in Eukaryota, Metazoa, Arthropoda, Insecta, Hymenoptera, Braconidae. Gene Ontology annotation, molecular function: ATP binding; histone H3T3 kinase activity. Bases 324 to 4373 code for a protein of 1349 amino acids. Gene Ontology annotation, cellular component: cytoplasm; nucleus. Gene Ontology annotation, biological process: mitotic cell cycle; intracellular signal transduction; protein phosphorylation. The transcript is spliced from 5 exons.
GAAGGAGUCGAGGGGAUUUAUGGCUCAGAAAAGCGUGAAAAAUGUCAGUUGACACCUUCUCCAGCGGCCACCAUGUCCUGCUAAUGAAGUUUCUAUUGUCUUUGAAUAUUCCCUUCAAUGGGUUCAUUCCCCGCCAUCCACCAGAUGGCAGAGUGGAUUAUUUUGUAUACAUAACCUCAAAUCCGGCUAAGCCCAGUUGUUGUCUAGUUGAUUGUAUUUGUUGUCUUAAAUGUACUGACGUGAUGUGCUGAAUAUCAAUGUUUUUAUUUAUUACCCAUAGUUUUAGUGAAGCACCAGUAUAAUUCUGCAGAGCUGCGAUCAAAAUGUACCAGAAGCCGAUGAAAACCUACUUGAGGAACCCUCCGAAACAGCCAAAAACCUACCUGAGAAGAUCCGUGACAGCCAGCUCCAUAAUUCCCUCCGCAGCGAUUUUCUCAGAUUCAGAAAGCGACGAGAACGUUGACAACAAGGAUGGACCCCUCGACGACACCUUCGACCGACUGAGAAAAACAGCGAAGCCAGUGAAGCCCGCGGUGGACCCUCAACAGGGGAAUUCAGCCGUUUUUUACAGCUCCUCCAGUAGCUCCGACACCAGUGAACUAGAAGUCAUUCCCAUCCCCCAAUCCCGGGGCCGUGCUCCACCUAAGCGAGGCAAGAAGAGGAAAACCACUGCAAGUGUCCCAAAAGUCAAUGGGAAUCCCCAAAAACCUCCCACGAAUAAGGGAUUAAGGAGGAACAGAAGAGGAAAUGACGACGAUGGGGUUGCCGACAGCGAUCGAGAGAUGGAAAAGAGAAUCAGGAAGACGUCGUCACUGACCUCAUCACUGGAAUCUCUGGGAAAAUCACAGAAUGAAGACAAAGAAAAUGAAGUGAGGGAUCAAGAUGAGGAGAAAAAGACGCAGUCUUCCAGAGAAAUGAUAAGAAGGACCUCUCCCCGCACUUUUCCCACCCGAACAACAAAUGGACUGAGUAGUCGAGCACUUUCAGAAGAUCAAUCAUCAGAAACUGAUGCGGCAUUCCCCCAGGUUCAUCUGGACUCCUCCAACCUUCAGCAGGAGAAUUCUUCAGUCAUUGAGAUUACAGGGAGAAGUCUAGACGACAGCAGCAUCGAGAGGCUCGACUCAACCGAACCAAUAAGAAAAACCGUUCCAGCAGUAAUCAAGACCCAUCUGAAUUCACCCAGUACUCCAGUGAGAAACAACAGACUUGAGGAAUUAUCCCUGAAGAGGAAGAGCGUACAGGGAUAUGGGAAGUCUCCUCUGUCGUCUCCAACUAGCCCAAUUAACGACUGCUGGGUGAGUCUCCACCGGCUGAACCUGAGGGAUAUUAUCCGGGAAAAAUCCUCUGAUAAUAACAAUAGCUCACUGGACUCUACCACCGAACCGGUCAGUUCAUUACCAGAAAAUGGAGAGCUCAUGAAUGGGAUUCAUCGAGAGAGUCUCCAGGUAGACGAUCCAGGAACUUCCCAUCCUCUAGAGAAUGGCGAAGCCCUCGAAAAAUCAGAAAUUCCGUCUUCAGAAAGAUUAUCUCAAUCUGUGGAGGAGUUGCUUCAGUCACGGAGCUUAUUUUCCACUGAUGACAGUACAUCAACAAAUGAAACUGGGGAGAAUCACCUGGAGAAGGAUCAACCCCAGUCACCUGUGAUGGAAAAAAAUAGAGGAGGAAAAGAUGGGCGUACUGGUUCGCCAAAGUUAGUCCUCAAUAAGUGUUCCGUAGUCCUCGAGCUUCACGAGACCCUGGGAAAGUCCAAGAAUUCUGCUAUAAAUCAGAGCCUCUGGAGUAGCACCCCUUUGAUGUCCAGGAUCAGGCAGAAGGGAGCCGGCUUGCACUUGUCCCCCAUUCCCAUGUCCCCUUCGGGCUCAAAUACCCGAAAAAAUCAGGAAGAGGAGAAUGGAGAAAAAGAGGUGGAAGCUCAGCUACGUCAGAGGCCUGUCCCAUUAUCUCCACCAAAAAUAGUCCGGACAAGAAUCACUGAUGACUCUCUCAAGCAAAUUAUUGAGAGGCAGCUGUUUUCUUCAACGCAGAAUACGGAGGAGAGCAUGGACAGAAGAACGAGAGUGGAAUUGAGUGAUCCUGAAGAAUCUCAAGGAGAGCCUCCGAGUAGAAGGUCUCCUCGUAAAGCCAGGGGAGAUCCGGUCGAUACGAUUUCAACGAUAGAAAUUUCUUCUCGUCUUUCUGCUGACGAGAACGAUGUAAAGGCUGAAGGAAGGACAGUGGACACGUCGUCCUCCGGGAGUAUGUCCCCACUAAUGUUUGAGGAUAGUAACGACGAGGAGAACCAAGAUUCGUGUGAUGUUGAGAGGUUGAACUCUGCCUCGUCUUCUCGCUUGUGUCCUGAUCCCCCAGGAGAAGAGACAGAGCUCCAGGAAGUGGGAACCGACAUUUCCUCUCAUUUGUUCUCAAUCACAGGUGAGGAAAGCCAGGUUCAGGAAGUCGAGGCUGAUGCCUCAUCCCUGUUGUCUUCAGGCCCAUCAACACAGGCCCCAGGUGAUAAUGGGAAACGCGGUAAGACAAUGUCAGGAGCUGAGUCGUCUGAUGCUGCCUCGAACGAAGAGAUGGAGGAAGACAAGGAGGUGGUCGAUGCCUUGAAGGAGCGACAACUGACGAUGGCGAAGAUACAGUUGCCCAACGUUCUUCUGACCCGGUUAAGUGAUGGAGUCAACAUCACGGACAGACGCAGCAGGUAUCGAACUCGGGAAAGUCGACUGGCUGUGAUUUCGGAGAAUGAUAACAAGAGGAUGUCGGUCGUCUCUGAGGAGGAGGAGAAGACAAGCACUGAAGGCACUGAAGCAACUCAGAAAAAGGCCCUGGGGAAUGAUGGGGAUACCAGUGGUGGCAUGAAGUCGGUCUUCUUGAAACCGGGGAAAUCCUGGGCUAGGUCACUCUCUAUUCUUAAUAAUAUUCAGAAGGGAGGUGAUAUUGAGGCUCUCGCUGCUGGCAAGGGAAAGAACUGGAGACAGAGUGUCAUCAGCGUGCUGAAUAUGCAGAGUCAAGGCGGCUUACAAAGCUGCAGAUCCAGCAAUGAUAAUGACGGCGCCCAGGUCCGCGCUUCCAGGGCAUCUCGGAGUUCCACAGAAAAUUCCCUGAGGAAAUGGUCCAUGAAUCGAGAUAACUCUCAAGCCACAAGUCCGAAGAGAUUUAUUCGCCGGGUGUCGAUUCGCGUCGUACCGGACCGCAGGAGUAACCUCGUCAACAAAGUUCAGGAGUCUUCGUUCCACGAGGCCUAUGGGAUUUCCACCAGCAGUGAUCGAAAAACAUUGGCGCCAACGGCAGUCAGAAAAUCGAGUUACGCUCUUCGAAAUUCAGGGAGUGAUCUACGAGUACCCCAACCCCUGACUAUAGCCAGAAAUAUUGUCCUGAGCAGAUGUAACCAGACAGACUGCUGUUCCUUCUCUCUCAUCUACAGCGAUGAAUACCUGAACGACUGUCGUAAAAUCGGUGAGGGCGUUUAUGGGGAAGUAUUCUUGUUUGACGACGGCAGGGCGAAGUCUGUGAUUAAGAUAAUCCCUAUCGAGGGGAAAGAGCUCGUGAACGGUGAGCCACAGAAGAAGUUCGAAGAGAUAUUGUCAGAAAUUGUAAUCGCUAAGGAGUUGCACGACUUAAGGACAAAUGAGAUCCACAGAACUGACGGCUUCGUGGAGGUGAAGAAUAUCAGGUGCCUCAAGGGCAAGUAUCCUGAGAAGCUGGUGAACCUGUGGGAGGCGUACGACGAGGAGAAGAAGUCUGAUAACGAUUGCCCCAGUAUGUUUAAGGAGGACCAGUUGUAUAUUGCUCUGGAACUUGGUGAUGGAGGGAAGGAUCUCGAAGGAUUUGUCUUUCAAAAUGCCAGUGAAGCUUUUUCGUCGUUUAUUCAGACUGCUCUGACCCUCGCAGUCGCCGAAAAAUCCCUAGACUUCGAACACCGAGAUCUCCACUGGGGAAAUAUCCUGAUCUCCCGGACAAACGAGAAGGAAAUAAAUUACAGAUUAAACGGUGACGACAUUAAAUUCCCCUGUCAGGGUGUCAGAGUCGCCAUAAUUGACUUCACUCUCUCCCGGAUGUCCUACGAGGGCUGUUGCAUCUUCAACGACCUGGCACUCGAUCCCUCCCUCUUUACAGCAGUUGGUGAGUACCAAUUUGAGAUAUACAGAUUGAUGAGGGAACAGGUGGAGAACAACUGGCAGGCCUUUGAACCCGUCACCAACGUACUAUGGCUACACUAUACCCUUGGCAAGUUAUUAACCGCAGUUCGAUACAAAAGAAAGGGAACUAAGAUUCAUCAGAGCUACAUGACGAGACUUCAGGCAUUGAAGAAUGUCAUUCUGGACUACAACAGUGCUUUUGACUUUGUCACUAGCUGUGACAGUGUGAGAGAGGUCCUGAAGAUUAAUUAGCAUCUCGGAUAGACGGUGGAAGAGGGCAUAAAUAAAUUCAAAUUUUUUUUUAUAAAUGUAGGUGUGCGUUUUUUCGUCUGCUUAGAAAUUAAUCUACUUGAUUGAUGAUAUUAGUAUCAAUCAAUGUUAGCAUUUAUUUUGAUACAUCAAAAUACUUUUAUUGCGACGUUUCAUGCGUAAGGGAACGUUGAGGACGAAAAUUUUUCCUUGAGAAUUGGAUGCAAUGAAUUUGACUGCAAUGUGUACAUUCCUAUUAUCAAUUGUUCACGUUCGAUCUUCGCUCUUUCUGAAUGUCUUAGAUAUUUGGUUAUGUUUAUUAUGGAGGCAAAACCAAGACUCUCACGAGAGGAUGUGCGAAGAGUUAUACCGUUGAGGGAAAUGUUUGAAGGUAUUUUUAAUUUUUUUCGUCUUGAAAAAUCUAGUCUAGGGAACGGAAGAAUAUUUGUCAUGUCUUGUCGAAUGAAAAACAAUUAAAUAAUUAAUAAUUAA